AUGGGUAAAGAACAUGCACUUGUCAUUUCCAAUCAUAAAAGCGACGUCGACUGGCUUGUGGGUUGGGUUUUAGCCCAGCGUGCAGGUUGUCUUGGUAAUGCGUUAGCUGUCAUGAAGAACUCUUCAAAAUUUUUGCCAGUGUUGGGAUGGUCUAUGUGGUUUUCUGAUUAUGUCUUCCUAGAAAGAAGCUGGUCCAAAGAUGAGAAGACAUUGAAGAGAGGGUUUCGGCGUCUAAAGGAUUUCCCUCAGCCUUUUUGGAUAGCUCUUUUUGUGGAAGGAACUCGAUUUACACAGGAAAAGCUUUUAGCGGCUCAACAAUAUGCUGCCUCGGCUGGGUUGCCCAUACCUAGGAAUGUUCUAAUUCCUCGUACUAAGGGUUUUGUUUCUGCAACAAAUGAUAUGAGGUCUUUUGUUCCUGCAAUUUAUGAUGUAACAGUGGCUAUUCCUAAAGAUGAGCCUAAUCCUACUAUUUUAAGAUUAUUGAGGGGGCAGUCUUCUACGAUACACGUCCACAUCAAGCGACAUCUUAUGAAUGAGUUACCGGAAACAAAUAGUGGUAUUUCACAGUGGUGUAAAGACAUGUUUGUGGCAAAGGAUGCUUUAUUGGAGCAACACCUUCACAAGGGAGUGUUUGGUAACAAAGAUUACCAUGAUAUUGGGCGACCAAAAAAGUCGUUGUUUGUAAGUUAUGGUUCA
Messenger RNA from Thlaspi arvense, 696 nucleotides. Lineage: Eukaryota; Viridiplantae; Streptophyta; Magnoliopsida; Brassicales; Brassicaceae. The record is from the annotation of a GenBank genome assembly.